Messenger RNA from Dichomitus squalens LYAD-421 SS1, 198 nucleotides. RefSeq lists its product as uncharacterized. Lineage: Eukaryota; Fungi; Basidiomycota; Agaricomycetes; Polyporales; Polyporaceae. The record is from RefSeq and is a predicted model, not a curated record. The annotation marks the transcript as partial. The transcript has a single exon.
GAAGGGAAGGUCUUCACCGGGGAGAUCGCGCGCUUGGGCAAGUGGAACGGAAAGGCAUCCGAGGGCUUCGUCGGCCGCACGCAUUUCAGCGUCCCGCCUACCAGUCGCGGGAAGCCCGCACGCUCUCGCCCAACUCCUGGGGUCGUCGUUUUCCUCAAAGUCAAGUUCGAACAGCCCUAUCUGACGUACCGCGACUGG